Molecule: messenger RNA, 4005 nt
Organism: Effrenium voratum
Lineage: Eukaryota; Dinophyceae; Suessiales; Symbiodiniaceae
Source: the annotation of a GenBank genome assembly
GCUCAAGUCUAUCGCCCUCUCGUUGGCCGACAAAGUCACCCUCUUGCGAAGCAUACUAUUUCAUGAUGAUGCAGCGAGUGAUCGCGCUCGCGCUGUUUCUAAAUUUUGCAUAUGGUCUCCGGACCGACGCCACGGACAAGGAGGUCAAGACAGACCCUGACGUCGAAGAAGAUGAGGAGGAGGAGGAGGAGCAUGAGAUCCCUCACCUGGAUGCGAAGAAGCGCUCCGCGCUGUCCCGGCUCACGGACAAGUACCGGGAUUUGUUCCCGGCGGAUGAGGAGCUGGGCAGCCAGUCCUCGCUGGACGCGCUCGACAAGAAGUACGCCCACCUCUUCACCGACGAUUACGGAUCCGAUGCCGGCGUGGAGGCGUCUAGUGGGUCCAGUUCCAGCAGCUCUCACAAGGUGUCUCGGACCAAGAAUUCCAGGACCACCAUCACCAGGACCACCAGGACCACCAGGACCACCAGGAAGGGCUCGCGAACUUCGAUCUCGUCCCAUCCUAUUGAUGCGCGGCCGAUCCCCCCCCUUCCCAUUGACUACAUUGAUGAGGCGACCACCGAAGCACCUGCGGAGGCGACCACCGAAGCACCUACGGAGGCGCCCACCACGCAGCGGAACUUCGUGGGCGGGGAUGUGGAAGAGACGGAGGCCGAGGCGGAUGUGUUGCAGACCGGCAUCAACCAGGAGUGCUUCCUGGAAGAGACCGCCAAGAAGUUCAUCCCGGUGCAGGAGGGCUGGCUGCUGCUGACCUCUCUGGGCAAGCGCCUGCUGUGGGAGGACCUUGGCUCCGUGCUCGCGGCCUUCCGCCACCACGUGAAGGACCACGUGGGCUCUCUGGGGCACCGUGUGUCCAGCGACCAGCGCUUCGCGAAGACCUUGGGCGAGCACUUGACCGAGGCCUCCAACAAGGUGAACUUUACAGAGGCGCAGCUUAUCCGGGCAGAGUACGGGGAUUUCAAGCACCUGGGCCUGGCGAACUACAUCUACCGCAUGGACGCCGCGGAGGCCCAGCCGCUGAAGGACCUCCAGCGCGACCUUUGCCACGGGAUGCGGGACUUCAUGCUGAAGGUGCAGGGAGUCGAGAAGGGCUCGCCCUUCCUGAAGGAUCCCAACUUCCUUUGGCACAUGUGGCAGGAGUCUUGGGGCGCGGUGCGGGUCUUUGUGAAGAUCACCACGCAGUGCAUCGUGAACGUUCCGGAGGGCCAGGAUCGGAACUCCUUCCUCACCUCCCAGCACCAGGACGAGUGGAAGCAGUGCAAGGGUCUGUCAGCCCGCACGACCUACCCCGAGGACCAGUUCCCCAGCGCGGUGAUGGCCUGCGCGCGGCCCGACGAGGAGAUGCCGGGGAAGUAUGGCCGGGACAGGAACCGCGUGGUGCGGUACUUCGGGUGCGGCAAGAACCGGGUGGAGACGGAGCCGCCGGUGACGGACGGCGUCACUGAGAACUGCCUCCAGUCGGACAAGAUGGAGAUCAAGGACUUCAUGUACUCGAUGUGCAGCGCCAAUUCCAUCAGCACCAAGGAGUGCCGACUGUUCGGACCCUUCUGGGGUGUCUACAGCCACCCGGCGGACUCCCUCUAUGGCUACGAGUCUCCGCAAGAGAAGGAGCAGUGCCUUGCGAAGAAAGAGCAGGGGGCCUCCGCGGACGAGCUCUGCGCCGAGCCGCAGGCCAAGGCGUUCCAGGGCCAGUUCAAGCACGCCAUGGCGGACUACAUCUUCGGCAACGCCCCGCCCCUGACCAGCUCCCGCAGCCGAGCUUGGCAGGAGAGCAAUGGCGAGAAGAGGCGGAGGCCGGUGCAGACAGGCUGGGACCCGGCCACCAUGGCCUACCCGCUGCCCCAGAACCGGCGCCUGGAUCCGCCGCUCUGGGAGAUGCUCCGCGAGGCGGAACAAGGGGAGGGCAUGAUGAUGAUCAGCUACGGCUACUCGGGCGCCGGCAAGACCACCACGCUGAUCGGCGACGCCACGGCGCCGGUGGGCGGCGGCCGCGGCAUCGACGGGGUGCUGUCGCUGUACCUGAAGGAGAACGCACGAAAGAUCGAUGAUGUGCGCAUCCAGAUCUUUGAGGUCUAUGGGCGCGUCAGCGUGCAGGACGGGACCAUGAAGAGGAACACCGGGUCUGGGCUCUGGGGGUACAACAUCCGGGAGAAGGUGACCAACUUCCUGGGCGGCGCCGAGGCCUUCAUGGACGCUCACGACAACUUGGACAUGGACGCGCUGAAGGCGGCGCUGUCGACGCCGGAGUUCACCUUCUCCAUCAAGGAGACGGUGCCGCCCUCGCUGGCGGGCAACGUGGCCUGGCACGACCAGCUGAAGGAUGUGCUCACCACCAUCGAGGACAUCCGCGUGGACGAGCAGAAGUUCGCGGCGGGGGGCGAGCCCAUUGCCCACAUCCGUGGCACGGUGAACAACCCCAAGAGCUCCCGCGGCACUUUGGUAGUGCUCACCAACAUCGUCUUCAAGCCAAAGGAAGGCGAGGAGAACGGCAUCGUGGCGCCCAUCACCACGGUGGACCUGGCUGGGUCUGAGGAUCCGGCCGUGAUGGUGGGAGGCUUCAUGCAGUUCAAGCUGGUGCCAGGCCACCCGCUGUGCGACCCCAACCUCGGCAAACAGCCCCACGAGCUCAUGGCGAGGUACCUGGCCAACCUCAGCUCCUAUGAGGAGAUGGUGGCGCUGUCCUACUGCAUCCAGCUCAAGGACGUGCUGGUGGAGUGCGACAGGAUGAAGCCUGAGCGUGGCUGCGUGGACGUCACCAUGAGCAGCGGGAAGACGGAGUUUGUCCGCCCCAAGCUCGACAAGAACGUGCCGGACAAGUGGCUGCACAAGGAACACAACGGGGAGACCGCAGCAUGGAACCUCCUGUUGAAAUUCCCUGGCCUGGACAAGAAGACGAAAAAGAGGAAGACGAAAACUGCCACCUUUACCUACGAGGAGAUCUUCGAGGCCCUGGAGAAAGGACCAUUGGCGACCAUCAGCCCUAGGCGCACAGAGACCAAUCCCUUCAGCGGCAAAGGUUUGGAGGACGACUAUUCCUGGGCAGAGCGGCUCUGGGAUAUCUGCAUCAAGACCAAAAAGGGGCAGUGCAAGAAAAAGCUCGGCAGCAAGAUGGACUGCACGGUCCUCGGCGGGGUGCUCGCCAAUGAGUACACGCACGACGCCGACAGCACCAGCGCAACGGAAGUCCCCCGCAUUUGUCUCAGCUUGAGAGACGGGGGGUGGCAGAGCGGCGGCACGCUGGGCGAGAAGGCGGACCUGUGGAAGUCAACCCGGAAAUUCUUCUUCGAGAGCAUCCAGUCCUACAUGAAGGGCUACGCCGACAGGAAGGGCAACGAGGAGUUCGACCGCCACCUGCGGUACUUCACCUCCUCCAUCGGCCCGGUGGUCGAGGAGGCCUUCUUCAUCAACGAGGCGCUCAACGACAUGAAAGGUUACCUGGGCAUCUGGGCCAAGGCGAGCAAGAUGAACCCCCCAGGCACUUUGCUCAACUUCUGGCCUCCUGCGGACAUGAAGGUCCAGGGCAAGAUCAACCAGGAGGUGGACUAUCGACCAGGCAGCCCCAUUUCCGAGCAGGGAUACAAGAUCUACGACUUCAUCCGACCUCGGGGUCACGAAGAGAGCUAUGCGACCGCCCUGGCUCACGGCCAGGACGGCAUCAUGCUGGUGACCAUGUUGGAGUGGAUCCGCCGGCUCUCGGUGGACCAGGGCAAGAACACCAAGGUUUUGGUGGGCACCUUCGUCCGCUCCGACAUCCCGGGGGCGGACAUCGACUGCGAGGGCGCCAGGGCCUCUCUGCAAUUCGCCCAGGAUCUGUCGGACAGCGUGGGAUGGAACCGCAUGCUGCCCGGAGUGCUACCCUUCUUCCACAGCUAGGUCCGGCGAUCAGAUGCUUGAUCGAUCGCCACCGGGAUGGUGCCGUGAUCGUGGGAUUCGGCCAAUGCCCGCCUUUUGCGGCGUCAAAAAGAACGAAUCCUAGAUAGCCAAGUUGCGAUCGUUUUUUUCAGUC